AUGGACACGGAGUUCGACACCAAACGUACCGCGGAUGGAUGGUUGAAGCGGGUGGAACGACGUAAGGAGCUGGCUAUUCUGAACGAGUAUGACGACGACCAACCGGUGGAUGCGGUGCUGGCCAAGCGUGGAUCGUGGACAGGUCGAUACGAUUUUCUCCUAUCGUUGCUAGGCUACUCUGUGGGCUUGGGAAAUGUGUGGAGAUUUCCUUACCUCUGCUACAGCAAUGGAGGAGGAGCGUUUCUUUUACCUUUUGCCGUUAUGCUGGUCAUCGCCGGACUACCGCUGAUGUUCAUGGAGCUCUCGCUGGCACAGUACGCGGGACUAGGUCCGGCAAUUCUGUUCAAGCGGCUUGCUCCUCUAAUGGAAGGGAUGGGCUACGCCAUGAUACUAAUAGCCGGCACAGUUAUGCUCUACUAUAAUGUAAUCAUCGCGUGGACCGUCUACUAUAUGACUGUUUCGUUCGAGGUUCCACUACCGUGGAGAGGAUGUCAGCAGGAAUGGGCGAGUGAACACUGUUUCUCGUACGAGGAGGAAGAUGACUGUUUGGCCAGCAAGGGAAUUUACUACAUGGCCACUUGCUUCCCAGCCGGACAGAUCGACUCACUGAACGUGUCCAUUCGCACACCGAAGAGGCCCCCUGCGGAAGAGUUUUUCAGAAACUACUUUCUGCAGCUUUCUCCCGGUAUCGAGCAAACGGGAACAAUUAACCAACGAUUGGCACUCUGUCUGCUAGUGGCAUGGAUCAUCGUCUUCCUUUGCCUCUGCCGAGGCGUAAAAAGUUCCGGAAAGGUUGUCUACUUCACCGCACUGUUCCCAUACGUCGUUCUGACAAUGCUGUUGAUUCGCGGAUUGACGUUACCGGGAGCGUACGAUGGAAUCAUGUACUAUCUGCGUCCGGACUGGGAGAAACUCCAGACCGCCCAGAUAUGGGGGGACGCUGCGGUGCAGAUCUUUUUCUCACUCAGCCCAGCCUGGGGCGGACUGCUCACGCUCGCGUCGUACAAUCGCUUCGAUAACAACUGCUACCGGGACGCGAUUGUCGUGGCCAUUUCCAACAUUCUCACCUCGUUCUUCGCAGGAUUUGUAAUCUUUGCCAUUAUUGGAUUUUUGGCCCACGAGUUGAACACUGACGUCACGAGCGUCAUCGAUCAAGGAGCGGGGCUGGCAUUCGUGGUAUUUCCCGAGCUCGUUGCUAAACUGCAAAUGCCUCGACUAUGGUCGGUGCUGUUUUUCUUCAUGCUACUGACGCUCGGGCUUGACUCACAAUUUACUCUGAUGGAGACGGUCGUCACGGCGAUCCUGGACACGUUCCCGAACUGGCGUCGCAGAAAGUUGGCGGUUGUUUCUGCUGUCAGCGUAGCGGGAUACAUUGGAGGACUAGUCUUUAUAACCAAUAGCGGCAUGUACUGGUUUCAGCUGGUCGAUAAGUACGCCGCCAAUUGGUCGGUCUUACUGAUAGCCACUAGCGAGUGCAUCCUCAUCGGUUGGAUCUAUGGUGCCGAACAAUUCAUUCACAACAUUGAGCAAAUGUUAGGCAAACGAUCAGCCUGGUUCCACCGCUUUUGGAUAACGAUCUGGAAAUACGUAACUCCAAUGACUCUGGCUUUCAUAUUGUGCUUCAACUGGCUUCAAUAUAAGCCUUUAACGUACGGACGGUAUGUGUAUCCCUAUUGGGCCGACUUGGUGGGCUGGAUAAUUGCGUUGUUCCCCUUCGGGCUCAUAGUGUUGGUGGCAAUGAUCAAAAUACUACAUCUCCCGGGCUCCAUUAAACUACAGAGUGUUCAGCAAUUACUAAAGCCUAGCAGAUUUUGGAAGCCGGCCCAUCCCAGACUGGCAUCUGAAAUGGAGUAUGAAAAUAGCGGUGGUAUUGAGCUGUAA
Anopheles cruzii is the source of this 1881-nucleotide messenger RNA. RefSeq names its product sodium- and chloride-dependent glycine transporter 1-like. Gene Ontology annotation, cellular component: membrane. The transcript has 7 exons. The record is from RefSeq and is a predicted model, not a curated record. Lineage: Eukaryota; Metazoa; Arthropoda; Insecta; Diptera; Culicidae. Gene Ontology annotation, biological process: sodium ion transmembrane transport. Bases 1 to 1881 code for a protein of 626 amino acids.